CACACGUUGGAGCGGAAGUGAUCUGCCGGCCUGCAUGUGAGACUCCGGGCUAUGGAGGAGCCCAUGCAGACUGAGUCCAAGCUCUGCGCCGAAGCUGGGGCGGACUCUGGUUCCCUGGUUCCCGGCUGCAGCCUCCGGCACUUCGCAUGCGAACAGAACUUGUUGUCCCGACCGGAUGGCUCUGCCUCUUUCUUGCAAGGCGACACCUCAGUCCUGGCGGGUGUGUACGGGCCAGCAGAGGUGAAAGUCAGCAAGGAGAUCUUCAACAAGGCCACGCUGGAAGUGAUCCUGAGGCCCAAGAUCGGGCUGCCAGGAGUGGCAGAGAAGAGCCGGGAGCGCCUGAUCAGGAACACUUGUGAAGCUGUGGUGCUGGGUGCCCUGCACCCCAGAACCUCCAUCACCAUGGUACUACAGGUUGUCAGUGAUGCAGGCUCUCUCCUCGCCUGCUGCCUGAACGCUGCCUGCAUGGCACUGGUGGAUGCAGGUUUGCCCAUGCGGGCCUUAUUCUGCGGGGUCACCUGUGCCCUGGACUCUGAAGGGACGCUCACACUGGACCCCACAGCCAAGCAAGAAAAGGAGGCCAGAGCAGUCCUGACCUUUGCGCUCGACAGUGUGGAACGGAAGCUGCUGAUGUCCACCACCAAGGGGCUCUACUCUGACGCUGAGCUCCAGCAGUGCCUGGCUGCAGCCCAAGCAGCUGCGCAACACGUCUUCCGCUUCUACCGGGAAUCACUGCAGAGGCGUUACUCCAAGAGCUGAGGCAGGCUGGGGCAGGCCACCCCUCCUGCUCCCGCCCCCGCCCCCGCCACCCACUACCUCCAGCGCAAAGAAGACCCAUGGCCCAGCUUUGCCUCUCUGUCCCAUCAGCCCAGAUGAGCAAGCGAGCUCGUGGUCCCGUGGCUGCAGGGGCCCUCGACCUGCUGAGAACUUGGCUACAGUCCUCUCCCCGGCUCAGGAAAACUACCAGAACCACACCUUGGUUGAACCUACUCAUUCUACACAGCUAUACUUUUAACACAAGGGAAGGACCAGAACACUGCUCCAUCCAGCCUGAGCACCCGCAGGGAGCAAGACCCAGAUCCCGUGUUCCAGAGCCCACAAGUCAAUAAACAAAAUAAAGGUGUUGAACUGCU
This is a messenger RNA of Erinaceus europaeus (western European hedgehog), 1133 nucleotides long. It is a transcript of the gene EXOSC5, whose product is annotated as exosome component 5. The transcript has 6 exons. Gene Ontology annotation, cellular component: nuclear exosome (RNase complex); nucleolus; cytoplasmic exosome (RNase complex). NCBI's taxonomy places the organism in Eukaryota, Metazoa, Chordata, Mammalia, Eulipotyphla, Erinaceidae. Bases 52 to 759 code for a protein of 235 amino acids. The record is from RefSeq and is a predicted model, not a curated record. Gene Ontology annotation, biological process: poly(A)-dependent snoRNA 3'-end processing; nuclear mRNA surveillance; U4 snRNA 3'-end processing.